AUGGAGCCCAGGGCUUCCAGCCUUGUGUUCUGGACCUCGCCAAACCUUGAACUCAAGGUCCAUCAUGCUGAACAAUCUGUUCACGGAUGCUGGUUGUUUAAAGCCACUUGGGGAAGGUUACAGGCAUACAAAGAUGAACAGGGAAUAAAGGAACUGCUUGUGUUUCCCUCAGGAGUGAUGGGUCAGGAGCAGCUGCAGGUGAACCAGCCUGACAAGUCAGUGUCGGUGGCAGCUGGACAGACGGCCACUCUGCGCUGCCUCCUGAACUCCCUGCUCCCUGUGGGCACUGUCAAAUGGUUCCGGGAGACAGCCAAGGACCGGGAGGAGAUCUACAAUUUCCGAGGAGGCAACUUCCCCCGAGUGACAGCUGCUUCAGAUGCCACCAAAAGAGACAACAUGGACUUUUCCAUCCACAUCCACAACAUGACCCCGGCUGACACUGGGACCUACUACUGUGUGAAGUACCGGAAAGGAGACCCAGAGGAGAAAUUCAAGUCUGGAGCAGGAACCCAGGUCACCGUGAAUGGCAGCUUGUCAGGACACCUUUCUAUGGCUCAGAGGAAACUCCCAGUCACUGAAAGUUCUGAGUAA
Messenger RNA from Suncus etruscus (white-toothed pygmy shrew), 591 nucleotides. RefSeq names its product signal-regulatory protein beta-1-like. Gene Ontology annotation, biological process: positive regulation of phagocytosis; positive regulation of T cell activation. Bases 1 to 591 code for a protein of 196 amino acids. Lineage: Eukaryota; Metazoa; Chordata; Mammalia; Eulipotyphla; Soricidae. The record is from RefSeq and is a predicted model, not a curated record. The transcript is spliced from 2 exons. Gene Ontology annotation, cellular component: plasma membrane.